UACGACACGCUGACGUCAGAUGUGUGAACAACAAACGCUUGUUGGACUUUACGAGCUAGCCUGCCGCCUACCUGCGAAUGAACGCGUUAGACAAAAACACGUCCAACUUACUGUACUUUCCGCGGACUUGUCCGCCUACUGGAUACAUAGCUCCUAAAAAAACCCCGAAUGCUAGUCCGGACCGAGAGUAUGUGUCUGCUCUCGAGCCCCUCGGAGACAUGCUGAAGAGGUCUCGGUCGGUGUAUGUCGGUGUGACGCCUGUUUGUUUUCCAUCCGCCAGUGCUGUUCGACGAGCUGAGAUGUGAGCCGAUUGUUGCGGCGCGACACUCGAAGUGAGACGACCACAACGAUUACUUUCCAUGCGUCCUAAAUAAUGCACUUCGAGGUCCUACGUGACACGGCAGGUAUGCGAGGAUGCCUGGGCCUAGGUGUCAUUGCGGGGCAUCGACUGUAGCACGCUAGCUAACAGCAGGUCAACUCGCCUAGUUCCAAAUGAAUAAGUCACUGUAAAAAAAAAUAAAAUAAGAAAAAGAUCACUCUGCUAAUGUACCGGAGACGCCCAGACUGACUGGCUGGCUGGUAGUCCUUUAUUAACUGCUGUCAACCUCCAUCCAUUGUCAAUUUAGUGGCAUAAAGUUGCCUCCGAACUGCGAUUGCAAUUUCGCAUGUCACACAGGCAUCUUCUGGUGUGUUAUUGAUGAUCUCUACACUCGCACUCUAAUUCAAAAAACAGUCAUCAAAGUGUCCACUUGAGAAUUUUGCAGCCUGUUAACCAUAUCCCUGUCAAUUUGCCGGUCGAGGCUGUUUGCUAAGAGUGAAAGACUUUUGCGUUGGACUGGACAUGAAAACGUGAAUAUCAGAGAGCAGCGUCUCGAUCUGUGCAAUAUCAAGACCGAAACGAGCAUGGACGAUGGUCAUCGUAACACUACCUUCUGCACGGACGGAGUCUGCAUCUCUGAGCUGAUCGGUGAUACCGAUAGGCAAACAGUGCUCCCCGUUGAAACCAUGCCUCAGCUCACUGACAACCUUCUGGUGGCCAAGGGGGACAACCACCAGGUUAAGGACACACUGGAAAUUGAUGAGGUCAAUGGGAAUAGACAGAGCAGUGGCCACACUCGGUCACCGAACCCGACUGACUCAUUCUUCCCAAGCGAUGGGGACCACAAAGAAAACGGUGCUGUUGAUAAAAUGAAGGACCCAAAGGACGCCGAACCCCUUACGUUAAAUGACCCGGUUGAAGAAGACGAUGGCGGGGAGAUGGACAUGGGUGUGGACCUGAGCUUGGACGAGAGCGGCGUGCUGGAAGCCGAGAUAACUGUCCCGUUGCAGUCAGGUGGUAUUUCAGACCCCUCGAGGCAAGUUGUCCUGGCUGACAGCGAGGCAGAUAGCCAGUCAAACUCACGCCAUACAGGCGAGCCAACUGGCACGGACCAUGCUGUGCUGUAUCCCACAGUGGAGGAAGAGGAUGAUAAACACAAGCUAAGUGGCAAGAGGGUGACGUUUCCUUCAGAUGACGACAUUGUUUCUGGAGCAGUGGAACCGAAGGACCCCUGGAGACAUGCUCAGAAUGUGACAGUGGACGACAUCCUGUCUUCGUAUAAACAGGCCUGUCACAAGCUCAACUGUAAGCCCAUUCCUAAAGUGCUCAAACAGAUUCAGGAACUUAAAGACCUGACCCAGCGAAAUGAAUGCUUGGAUCUAAAAGGUGAAAAAUUGGACUACAAGGCUUGCGAGUCCCUGGAAGAAGUUUUAAAGAGAGUCCAGUUUAAAGUGAUAGACCUGGAGCAGACCAACUUAGAUGAAGAUGGCGCCUCGGCUCUGUUUGACAUGAUCGAGUACUACGAGUCAGCCACACACCUCAACAUCUCCUUCAACAAGCACAUCGGCACGCGGGGAUGGCAAGCCGCCGCUCACAUGAUGAGGAAGACAAGCUCUCUGCAGUAUCUGGAUGCAAGAAACACGCCACUACUGGACCAUUCGGCUCCCUUUGUGGCUCGAGCGCUCAGGAUCAGCGGCAGCCUGGCUGUCCUGCACCUGGAGAAUGCCGGCUUAUCCGGCAGACCGCUCAUGUUGCUGGCAACGGCUCUGAAGAUGAACAUGAACCUGCGGGAGUUGUACCUUGCCGACAACAAGCUCAACGGCCUGCAGGAUUCAGCCCAGCUCGGCAACCUGCUCAAGUUCAAUUACAACAUCCAAAUUCUGGACCUGCGCAACAACCACAUUCUGGACUCAGGUUUGGCCUAUGUGUGUGAAGGACUAAAAGAGCAGAGGAAAGGCCUCGUCACAUUGGUGCUAUGGAACAACCAGCUGACACACAAUGGCAUGGGCUACCUUGCUGCUGCACUGCCUUGCACCCAAAGUCUGGAGACACUAAACCUGGGUCAUAACUCAGUGGGCAAUGAAGGCAUCCACAAGCUGAAAGAUGGACUGAUCGCCAAUCGCUCUGUGCUUAGACUCGGCCUCGCCUCCACUAAACUGUCCUGUGAAGGGGCGGUAGCGGUGGCCGAAUUUAUCGCCGAGAGCCCGAGGCUGCUGCGUCUGGAUCUGCGAGAAAAUGAGAUCAAGACAGGUGGACUGAUGGCGCUGUCGCUCGCCUUGAAAGUCAACACCUCCCUGCUGCGCCUCGACCUAGACCGGGAGCCCAAGAAAGAAACUGUGAAGAGUUUCAUUGAGACGCAGCGUGCCUUGCUGGCCGAAAUCCAGAACGGCUGCAAGAGGAACUUCAUCCUGGCUAAGGAGAGGGAGGAAACGGAGCAAAUGAUGAGGCAGUCGGCAUCCAUGGCCGAAAUUGCCACCGAAGACGGAACAAGAGAAGAAGAAGGGGAGGAAAGCAAUGACCGGAAACGAGGGGAUCAAACAGGAAGCGAAGGACAGCCGAGCAGCGAGGCGAAGGCAAGCACCGAGGUGAGUGUUUCUCCGCUGAACCUGGACUCUGACUCCGACACUGAAGAUGAGGAGGAAAUCAUCACGAAGGCCUCGUCUGAGUCAAACACGCUUCAAAGUCCGACUCCCCCUCAAAUUGAAGUGGUUGCGCCCAUGUUGAGUCCCUUACAAGCAUCCCCGCCGCCCUCAACGAACAUCAUUUCAGGAAUCACCGUUACCGACAGCCCGGUUUCUCCGGGCACGCCUCCCUCUCCGGGCCGCUGCAUAUCAGUCUCCAGUCCCGGGCGGGGUCACAAGAUCUUCAUGGUGACUCGGGUGGAGAGUCCACCAGAGGCUCAGAUGGGCGCAGGCCACACCCAGGAGCCAUUGAAGGAGACUUCAGAAACCGGCGCAGGCUCUGCCAAGCAAAUGCAGCCGACGCACGAAAACUUACACGGCACCACGCCGAACCGCACGCGAGAGCCCAGCCGCGACCACGACGUCAUUGGCAACUCUUUAGAGCCGCCACCGACAAGUGAACAAUCGCCAGCCUCGAAUUUAAGCCCUUCGUCUGCUCAGCCUGCAGGCCUCAAACCAGAGAGCCCCGAUGAGGAACUGAAAGAUGCUCUUCUAGUGGAGGAGAGUAGAGAGGUGCCGCUGGAAGCCACAAGUGGCGACUCCGAAGAGGAAAUCCAGACCUCAGCAUCCACACAGGACCAACUAACGCAAGGCUCCGAACGUCAUGACAACACAAAAGACGUGAACGCCAGCUCCUUGACCGUGACCACAAACGACGGCCACAGUCUAAAACUGGAUGGAGAACAUCAUCAAACUGAGCUAGAUGGACAGGAAGUAGCACAGCCCGUCCCCUCCGACCAACCGACAUCCGUCACUGCCGUCCAACCUGAAACGGAGGACUCCGCCGAUGAGAGCUCCGCCGAUGAGGGCGAGCCGAAGGUCGUCAGUUCACUUUUGCCCAACGGCAUGAAGCCCGAAUUCUCUCUCCACCUCCUCGACACCGACAGCCCCAAACCUGGCAGCUGUGUCAUGGAACACGUGAGUGUGAGCUGCACACAAGACCUGGAGGAGCUCCUUCUGGAAGCCAGUUUGGACACCGGCAGAGAUGCUCCAUGAAAAAGGUUUUACAGGUGAAACUCGGCAUUUAAAGCGGGAUACACACACAGUGGUUUCUAGGGGCUGCCGAACACGAUUGAAAAAAUGUUAGAUUAACCGGAUGGCUGAUUUAAUUGGCCGAAAUUAGCCGUUUUAAACUUGGCAAAAAUGGGCAGGGUUUUUUUGUUUGUUUGGGGUUUUUUUUGUUUUUUUUUUUUGUUUUUGCUUGCACAAUAACGUAAUACAGCAAUAAAAAUGACAUUCAAACAUUCAUUACCCCUCCCCCUGAAAAAAAAUCACAAAUGAAACCACUGCUGAGGAGCAUGGAGCAGAUACUCACACAGAAUUAAUUGCAUGGUAACUGGCCAUUCUGACUGACUCCAACUUCUGACCUCAUUCAGCAGGCAACACCCCGUAAAGGCACCACAGUACUGCGGUUGUAUAGUAAUUAGAAGGGCCUGGAUGACAUUUAGCUCUUUUUAAAAUCAGCAAAUAUCGGACUAUUUUUGCUAGGGGGGGUUUAAAUUCAAUUUUUUUUUUUUUUUUAUUCAUUAGCAAAUUAUAACAAUACAAAGAUAAUGGCAUUCAAACAUUCACCCUAGCCCCACCCCUAAAAUUCAGAUAAUUAUUGCCGAUUUUUCUCUGUUCUAAAGCUGAACAUACUGCAGGACAAAAUUUUGUAAAACAAUGCACUGUUCUGCCUGUAAUUUAUAUCUUUAUUGAUGUGAGCUCAAAUUGAUCAAAAAGUUAUUUUAUUCAUUAUAUACUUUUUUUUAAAUUAAUCGUCAAAGUUACCGGUUAUCCAAUUAUCCAGCCAAAUAUCGAAAUUGGCAGGGGUUUCAAAAAAUCUAUUUCCCUUUGCUGCAUGCCAAACAUUUACCGGCACGCUGCUACGGAACAACUGUGAUGCUCAAUCCAAAUGGGAUGAAAAUGCCCAAGCGCUGCAGUCCUACCAAUACAACAACAUUUCAGGUUCUAAUACUACUUUUCACCACAGCUUCCAUUCCACAAAGUGUUCUCAGCUAACUUCCUGUCUUCCACAGGUCCUGUGAGGACAGGAGAGAAUCCAGAACUAGUUCUCUGACCUUAGCAAAUCCAGGCAUCUCUUCCAAAGGACGCAAAAGUCAAAAACGCUCAAGUGUUCUAAAUGAGUUCUGCUAAUUAUCGAAGGACACGAACACACACACACACACACACACACACACACACAAAUAAUAAAUGAAUGAAUAAAUAAACGUGACGUCACUACAACCAUUGAAGCGUGUGUGCAAGGGGAACAAAGACCAAGUAACCAUGCUGUCAUCACAUUUUUUUUUUCUAUUCUUUCCAUGGCAACACGGGAGCAAGAAGAAAAACACUAACCAAAGACCAAUCGGGUGUGCAUGUGUGCGCGCGUGUGCGGGUGCCAUCAGGAAAGCUUUCAGUGCUAGCUUGGGCAGCACACAAAUAACAAUUGUGGACCCUGCUGAGCACACCUCCCGGCUUUAAUGUCACAGCACUGCAUUCAGUGACCAUCAAGGGGUCUUAUUUUUCGUCCUUCUCAUCCUUGUUCCGAGUUUCAAGGGACCUGCGCCAAAGUGAUCCCGCCUUCCGGUUUUCGUCUUGUCUGGUUGUCACUUUGGCCCCUCAGGAAUCAACACAAACCAAACCUGAAGCCACAACCCCCAGUGCUUUCUUUUCAGGUUGCUCAAAUCAAUAAAUCAUCUUCUCUUCCUCCUUUUCUUCACCCGUUUUCUUUUUUUUGGGGGGGGGGGGCACCUUUGACAAAUCAUUUGUAUUUAUUUGAUGAGUUUUGGGAAUUAUCCAGCCUCCACUCCUAGAUUUGUUUUAAAACCCCACCCUGUAUUAGAUUUAUAUAUUUCAAUUAGAGGAAAUACUUUUUGGGCGGGGCGAGGGGCAUUGGGGGAGCGGGGGCGGGGGGGCAAGUUUGGAGUGCUUGACUUGUUAAGUAGCAGUCGGGGUGCAUUCCUGAUAAGGCAAAUCAAGUAACCCGGAAGCAACAUGUCACGUGGUGCCGCUGACGCCAGUUGGCCGCCAGAGGGCACCGCUGUAACACGCUGCUGCUCGCCAAGUCACAUGACUCCACCAAGCAAGACGCUUCUCGUUUUGCAUCCCUACUGUUUGUAAAUGCUUUAAUUUUUAGACCUUUUUAAUAAAUUGUUAACUUAAUUCAGAACUGUGCUGGUAAUCACAAAGAUAUGUAUGGCGAAAUUUGUUCCACUCAAAUAAAUGCAUGUAAUGACUCUA
Hippocampus zosterae (dwarf seahorse) is the source of this 6222-nucleotide messenger RNA. It is a transcript of the gene ppp1r37, whose product is annotated as protein phosphatase 1, regulatory subunit 37. The record is from RefSeq and is a predicted model, not a curated record. The transcript has 12 exons. NCBI's taxonomy places the organism in Eukaryota, Metazoa, Chordata, Actinopteri, Syngnathiformes, Syngnathidae. The coding region runs from base 904 to 3996 and encodes 1030 amino acids. Gene Ontology annotation, molecular function: protein binding.